GGGGUCCACUAACGAGGAGGGAUAAGAUGAUGAGGGGUGAAAAGUUGAUAGUGGAUGGUGUAGAAAGGGGAAGAAGGGCUAAUACCUUAGUGGAUUCUCUUUCCUCAGGAACUCUUGCCUCAAGUUCAGGUCUGGACUACCUGCAAUUCCAGCGUGCAGUCACAUUGCACGGUUUUCCAGUCAAGCAGUCCAGAACAGGCAGGCGAAAUAUCGUCAUACAGAGUGAGAAGAAGAAACAGAAGGAUCUAGUGGCGAAGAGUGGGUGGGAGUUGCGACAGGAAGUGGACAGUCUAAAGAGGAGGAUGGAGUUGAUGGAGAAGAUAGACAGAACCAACAACCCCCACAUCAGGGCAAACCUCAUGCACAUGCUCAACAAUCAGUCAGCCACAAACAAUUGGGACGGCAGUGGGGGAUUGGAUGGUGCCACUAGAGACAGCAGGAAAGAGAGUGAGUGGAGGGAGAGGGAGAGGGGGGACAGGCGGAAGAGAAUAGACUAUCAGAAGAUAGCAAGGGAGGAGAGAGAGGAGGCAGCCAAGAGGCAUAGGGCCAAGAAGAUGCGCAAGAUGUGGAGGGACAGCAUCAACAAGGUCAUAGAAGAGCGAAAGGAGAGACGGGACCGGAUCACGAACAUGUUCGAAGAGGCGACUAAGAGACUGACCACCCAGAGGUACAGUCGGAAGAACGACCAGACGAGAGACAGCUACGCCAUCCUCCGCUCCGAAAUGGAGAGGGUCCUCCAGGCGAAUAGUCUUUUCUGUUAUUUCUGUUAUAUCUCGUCCGAUCAAAAACGUACGAUUAGAUUAUAG
Molecule: messenger RNA, 806 nt
Organism: Symsagittifera roscoffensis
Lineage: Eukaryota; Metazoa; Xenacoelomorpha; Acoela; Convolutidae
Exons: 5
Coding region: 27-806 (259 amino acids)
Source: RefSeq, a predicted model, not a curated record